GUUUACCUGGCUGCCAUGUGCUCACACCCCGUGGGGACUGUGGGGUGGGGUGGAGGACGGGAGCCCAGCUGGAAGGUGCCCAGCCUCCUCUGCCUGUGGACUGCACUGCCUCUGAGGGAACUGGGGAAAGUGUUGGUCCUGGAGGCUCCCACCAGCCUCUCCUGUGGUGCCCCCAGUGCCCUCUACUCCAGAGCAGGGGGAAGAAGCUUGGUGUGGUUGUGGGAGUUCAGCGGCCCAUCCCUGUUUCCCGCUGCCCAGUGUGUGGCCUUGGGCACUGCACCUCACCUUUCUGGGCCUCAGCUGCUUUGUGGAGAGUGAAAGCGUUGAAAUAGACAACCUGCAAGGUCACUGGGCCUUUGAGAUGGCAUCAGUGAGAAGCAGCGGUGGGACGCACACACAUAGAUCUUUAGACGUGCCCUGGGUGAGGCUCUCCUGCCCUCUGCCCCACGCAGUUUCUGCAGAGCCCAGAAUUGCCCAGCAGUUCGGUGGCCAUGCCCGGCUGUGGAAUGCCCGGCUGUGGCCAUGCAUUCAGCCACUGUGGCCAUGCACGGCUGUGGAAUGCCCGGCUGUGGCCAUGCAUUCAGCCACUGUGGCCAUGCACGGCUGUGGAAUGCCCGGCUGUGGCUAUGCAUUCAGCCGCUGUCUGCCUAAAUGCCUAGCCAGCUAACAUGCCCACCCAGGUGGCAUGCCUACUGGAGUAUCAUCAAGCUUGUUGGGAUAUCAUGCCUGCAUGAGUAUCUUGCCUACUCGGGUACCAUGCCUGCCUGCUAACAUACCUACGCAGGUACCAGGCCUGCCUGGGUACCAUGCCCAUCUGCUUAUACCCCCCAGCUGUCAGUUCAGCCUGUGUACCGUGCCCAACUGCCAACAUACCCACUGGGUAUCAUGCCUGCUUAGGAUAUCAUCAAGCUUAUUGUGCGGAUGACGGAGGCUUUGAGAGUGGUGCGUACAACAACAGCGCCAUCGCCACCCCGCACCUGGACGCCUUGGCCCGCCGCAGUCUCCUCUUCCGCAACGCCUUCACCUCGGUCAGCAGCUGCUCUCCCAGCCGCGCCAGCCUCCUCACUGGCCUGCCCCAGCAUCAGAAUGGGAUGUACGGGCUGCACCAGGAUGUGCACCACUUCAACUCCUUCGACAAGGUGCGGAGCCUGCCACUGCUGCUAGGCCAAGCUGGCGUGCGCACAGGCAUCAUCGGGAAGAAGCACGUGGGGCCGGAGGCCGUGUACCCGUUUGACUUUGCUUACACGGAGGAGAACGGCUCCGUCCUCCAGGUGGGACGGAACAUCACCAGAAUUAAGCUGCUCGUCCGGAAAUUCCUGCAGACUCAGGACGACCGGUCUUUCUUCCUCUACGUCGCCUUCCAUGACCCCCACCGCUGCGGGCACUCCCAGCCCCAGUACGGAACCUUCUGUGAGAAGUUCGGCAACGGAGAGAGCGGCAUGGGUCAUAUCCCAGACUGGACCCCCCAGGCCUAUGACCCACUGGACGUGCUGGUGCCUUACUUCGUCCCCGACACCCCGGCAGCCCGAGCCGACCUUGCCGCUCAGUACACCACCAUCGGCCGCAUGGACCAAGGAGUUGGACUCGUGCUCCAGGAGCUGCGUGACGCGGGUGUCCUGAACGACACACUGGUGAUCUUCACGUCCGACAACGGAAUCCCCUUCCCCAGCGGCAGGACCAACCUGUACUGGCCGGGCACUGCUGAACCGUUACUGGUGUCAUCCCCGGAGCACCCAAAACGCUGGGGCCAAGUCAGCGAGGCCUACGUGAGCCUCCUAGACCUCACUCCCACCAUCUUGGAUUGGUUCUCCAUCCCGUACCCCAGCUACACCAUCUUUGGCUCGAAGACCAUCCACCUCACUGGCCGGUCCCUCCUGCCAGCGCUGGAGGCCGAGCCCCUCUGGGCCACCGUCUUUGGCAGCCAGAGCCACCACGAGGUCACCAUGUCCUACCCCAUGCGCUCCGUGCAGCACCGGAACUUCCGCCUCGUGCACAACCUCAACUUCAAGAUGCCCUUUCCCAUCGACCAGGAUUUCUACGUCUCACCCACCUUCCAGGACCUCCUGAACCACACCACAGCUGGCCAGCCCACAGGCUGGUACAAGGACCUCCAUCAUUACUACUACCGGGCGCGCUGGGAGCUCUACGACCAGAGCCAGGACCCCCACGAGACCCAGAACCUGGCCGCCAACCCGCGCUUUGCUCAGGUGCUGGAGAUGCUUCAGGCCCAGCUGACCAAGUGGCAAUGGGAGACCCACGACCCCUGGGUGUGUGCCCCCGACGGCGUCCUGGAGGAGAAGCUCUCUCCCCAGUGCCAGCCCCUCCACAACGAGCUGUGACCCUCCCAGGAGGCCUGUGCACACAUCCCAGACAUGUCCCUGUGGCCGGCCAGCCUGGGGAGCACUGACAACAGCGCUUCCGUCUACACUCCCGUCCAAGGAGGGUUCUUCUUUCCUGUGGGGUCACUCCUGCCAGUGCCUGGAGGGGGACCAGAGCAUGUGCCCAGCCCCUCCACCACCAGGGACACUGCCGUCGUGGCAGACGACACGGCCGUCCUCAUGUCUGAACCACUUCCCAGCACGGGAAUUCUAGACGUGUGUGAUCUGUGGACAGGGCAGCACCCCCAGCCCAUGACAAGGGAGUCUUGUUUUCUGGCUUGGUUUGGGGACCUGCAAAUGGGAGGCUUGAGGCCCCCUUUAGGCUUUGGCAGCCACAGAUACUUAUGAGCCCUUCACGGACAGCAGGCAAGGGCUUCGGUGCCGCGUGGGCAGUACACAGGUCCCGCCCACACUCACCUGGGCGCACAGCGCCUGGCUCUUACCAGCGUCUGGCCUAGAGGAAGCCUUUGAACAACCUUUGGGCAGGUUUCUGCUGCUUCUGUUUUGCCCCAUGGUCAAGCACCUGGUCCCCAGGCAGGUUUCAGCUGAUUGGCGGCAGGCUCCCUGAGUAAUGAGCUUGAACCUGUGGUGCUUCUGGGCAGAAGCUUAUAUUUUUUUGAGAGUGUCCAAAGAUGAAGGUAUGGCAAUGCCCGUCCUCUGACUUGGGUUAAUUCUUGGGUGGCACUGGCAUUGCUGGGUGGCGAUGCCCAUCCUCUGGCUUGGGUUAAUUCUUGGGUGGCGUCGGCGUUGCUGGGAGACUGCGCCAUUCCUGCCCUGCCUCCGCCCACCUCAGGAGCAGAAGCCCGGCCUGGACACCCCUCGAAGGAGAGGGCGCUUCCUUGAGUGGGUGGCUCCCCUCGCCCUUCUCUCCCCAUCACUCCAUACUGGGGUGGGCUGGAGGAAGCCAUAGGCCAGCUAUUGUAAAAGCUUUUUAUUUUAGUAAAAUAUGCAGAAGUUC
Molecule: messenger RNA, 3336 nt
Organism: Cercocebus atys (sooty mangabey)
Lineage: Eukaryota; Metazoa; Chordata; Mammalia; Primates; Cercopithecidae
Gene: SGSH
Product: N-sulfoglucosamine sulfohydrolase
Exons: 8
Coding region: 807-2339 (510 amino acids)
Biological process (GO): glycosaminoglycan catabolic process; heparan sulfate proteoglycan catabolic process
Molecular function (GO): N-sulfoglucosamine sulfohydrolase activity
Source: RefSeq, a predicted model, not a curated record